This is a messenger RNA of Penicillium expansum, 1572 nucleotides long. Its product is annotated as tumor suppressor protein, LOH1CR12. NCBI's taxonomy places the organism in Eukaryota, Fungi, Ascomycota, Eurotiomycetes, Eurotiales, Aspergillaceae. The record is from RefSeq and is a predicted model, not a curated record. Bases 1 to 1572 code for a protein of 523 amino acids. Gene Ontology annotation, molecular function: metal ion transmembrane transporter activity. The transcript is spliced from 8 exons. Gene Ontology annotation, cellular component: membrane. Gene Ontology annotation, biological process: transmembrane transport; metal ion transport.
AUGGAGACCCUCAUCGGCCCGUUUCGUCCUCCGCUACGCUCUCUGAAAUGGCGCAAAGAAUUUUCUACCCGUCAGACGACCCUCUAUCACGGACAGGAUAAUCGAUUACGCGUCCCCGCCGAUGGAUCAGUGAUUGACGAGUUCUUCCACAGAGUUAACCCAAAUCUAUCUCCACCCCGGCGCCAUGAGCUGCUGAAACUCUUUCUUGAACAGACUGGAGCCCUGCGUUCGUUCACAGACAUUAUCGGGGGCGGCCAAAGUUCACCAGCAGAUAGACGAGUGCUUGCUGUGAUCGAUGACCGGUGUGAUCCAUGCUUAAAGAUUAUGAGCAUGCCAGAAAGUGCGUCUUUCCUGUCAGUUCGACAAUGGGGGUCCGAAGAGUAUAUGCGACGCCCUCCUGAGGGGUUGAAUGUUCGUGUCUGCGGCGUGGAUGCGGAGACACUCUACACGCAUCUUAAUCAAGAUAGAUCAGGUCGUGCAGAGCGCCGAAUCAUAUAUAUGGUCGAUUUGACACCUCUGGUGGCCCUCGCGUUGAUCUCGAACGUCAAUUAUAUGCAUCUUCCCCAGGUGCGGUCAUUUCUGUCACGAUACGUGGCGUUUGACUCGUACAUGGGAGUCUCGCAGACGCGUGAAUUCACCCUUGAAUUCCACCUGCCGCAUUACGCCCUUCGACGAGACGACUACCGACUCCAAGACAAUCGACGACUUCGGAAACACCGUCUCUUUCGUCUUUCUGGUCAGGAUGCCGUUUACGAGGCCCAACUAUCCCUGAUCGUGUUCGAGGUUGAUGACUUCUUCUGGACCGCCUUUUUCUGUGAGGAUGCGUACUUCCGAGCCAGCAACCCGAUCGCCGAGUACCUCCAGGAUGAGGUGGAUGGGCCAUCGUCGGGUCUGCGGAUGAGCCGGUUUCCUAUUUGGGACCCUCAAUACUAUUUCCUUUCCAUCUUAGUCAUUCGCAUAGGUCAGAUCACAAUGGAAUGGGCGGUCUUGAUGGAGAUCAUCGCGGGGAAUCUUGACAAGCACGAUGACUUAUUCCUGGAGGACGACCCGUCUCUGAGAAAAACGAAAGAAUAUACUUGGAUCCUAGGCACAUUACGGAGGCUUCGUAACCUAUUAGCCAGAGUAAUCGCGACGCUAGUCUCCUUUGACGCGAACAAUGGCGUCUAUUUUGAACUUGAAGCCGAGGGCGCCCUGUACGACAGGUUCCGCGAGUGUUUUUAUCAGGUGCGCCAAUUUACCGCCGAGCUGGCUACCGUCCAGAUGAUUUUGGACCAGCAGAUCGAAACAUUGGAGAAGAUGUCGGAUGUGCUGGUGAAUGCUUCCUCCCUCGCAGAGAGUAUCACGGCCACCCGCCAGGGGGACAAUAUCCGUCUUUUGACGUAUAUCAGUAUAAUAUACCUCCCUGUGACUCUGGUGACGGGUAUCUUCAGUAUGAACCAAGUCGGCAGCGAGAACGCAUGGUGGAAAUACUGGCUUUGUCUCAUCUGUCUCACAGGUGGCACAAUCACAGCAGCCGUGGGACUGCAGACGAUACUUCCCCGGUGGGGACAUGGGCAAGGGAAACAAGUUUGA